This is a messenger RNA of Hypanus sabinus (Atlantic stingray), 3086 nucleotides long. RefSeq names its product 3 beta-hydroxysteroid dehydrogenase type 7-like. Lineage: Eukaryota; Metazoa; Chordata; Chondrichthyes; Myliobatiformes; Dasyatidae. The transcript has 7 exons. Gene Ontology annotation, molecular function: 3-beta-hydroxy-Delta5-steroid dehydrogenase (NAD+) activity. The record is from RefSeq and is a predicted model, not a curated record. The coding region runs from base 505 to 1611 and encodes 368 amino acids. Gene Ontology annotation, biological process: steroid biosynthetic process.
GGGACUGAGGGACACCAGUCAGUGUACAGAUCUCCCCUGAGAGAGAGGGACUGAGAGACACCGGUCUGUGUAUAGAUCUCCUCAGACGGAUUCAGGAUGCUUACUUUGUGGUUAGUGUAUUGUUGUGACAUUGAAAGAGGAACUCAGAGUGUGAAAGCAUUCACACAUGGCGACAUUAAUCCGCUGAUCUAACAGUUUGUUUCACGCCCAAACGCUCAUCCGCUGCAGUCACCGCCUGCCGGAAGUCGUGCGAGGAGUUGAGUCGGAGAGGGUCUGAGAGUAGAGGGUUUUGCACUCCAGUAUCCACAGUUGGACAGACUUGGAAUCACUGGCGAAGAGAGAAGCUGCUGGAUGCCCGCCGUCUGUUCGCCAGAUCCUCAGCACCUCGCACAGAAAACCACGGCGUCCCCCUUCCUCUCUCCAGCCCACCACUCUCCCUCUCUCCAACAUUGACAACUGCCACCAGCCCUGGAUUUGGCGGGAGCCCCUGAGCGAACUGCCACGAUGCCCAGGGAGAGGGGUCUGGUCUGCCUGGUGACCGGAGGCUGUGGGUUUCUGGGGAAGCAUCUGGUGCGACUGCUGGCAGAGUGCGGCAAGGAGCUGAGGGAGAUCAGGGUGCUGGACCUGGUGUUGGACAGGGAGCUGGAGACUCUGAGCACAGCCUCUCUCAGGGUGUCUCUGAUGCAGGGGGAUAUCACCUCCCGUGGGGUCAUGGCCCACGCCGUCGAGGGGGCUGACUUGGUCUUCCACCUCGCCAGUGUCAUCGACUUCCUGGGGCUCAUCCCCGAGUCCCAAAUCCUCUCCGUCAACGUACAAGGGACCCAGAGUGUGAUUGAUGCCUGCGUGCAGCACAAUGUCCCGACCCUGGUCUACACCAGCAGCAUGGAGGCAGUGGGACCCAACUCCAAGUGGCAGCCAUUCCACAGAGGGAAUGAGGACACGGUUUACGAAUUUGCCCCUGCUUCAGUCUACGCAAAGUCAAAAUCCCAGGCUGAAGAGCUCAUCCGCAGAGCAAACGGGAUGAAGACAGCAUCCGGGAAGACCCUCUUCACCCUGGCUCUGCGUCCGCUCGGUUCCUACGGGGAAGGUUUUCCCCUGCUCUGCAACCUGGUCGAAAGAGCGUCCCGCUGCAGGGGGCACCUCUUCCGCUUCUCCUCCGCAGAUGCCUGCCUGGGGCGCGUCUAUGCGGGAAACGUGGCCUGGAUGCACCUGCUGGCUGCCCGCGCCCUGCGGGAGAAGCCCGGUCUGGUGGGCGGACAGGUCUACUAUUGUUAUGACGACUCUCCGGACAAGAGCUUCCUCGACUUCUACAUGGAGUUCCUAGCGCCCUGCGGGGUGAAGUUGGUCGGCCGGCUGCGGCCCGUCCUCCCCUUCUUCCUGGUCUUCCUGCUGGCACUCCUGGUCGAGCUCGUCAGCUUCGCCCUCCGCCCCUUCUGCACCUUCGCCCCCGUACUCAACCGCUACACCUUGCUCAUGUCCUGCUCAACCUUCACGGUCCGGACCAGCAAAGCCGCCCGUCACUUCGGCUACCGGCCGCUCUACACCUGGGAGCAGUCCCGGGCGCGAACCACACGCUGGCUGCAGAGCCUGGCCCGGCCGGGGUCUCCAUGAGCUCUGAUCCGCUCCAUCUUUUACACUGGGCCAAUCCACUCCACCGUUUGCAUCACAAUGAUCCGUUUCACGUUUUACAUCAAACCCUCAGUGCUGAUGUGCUGCGCGUUUGACAUCGGACUCGCUCUGCUUUAAUCCGCUCUAUGGUUAAAAUCAGACUCUGACCCUCCCCUCUGCACAUCUCCCUCUUUCCCUUGUCAUCUCCGUGCUGCUCCGCUCCAUGACUCUCUCUGCAAGCAACCGCUCCAUACUUUACAUUCCGUCUCUCCGUGCUGAGCCGCUCCGGGUUUUACCUCAGACUCUGCAAAGACGCGCUCCAAGUUUUAUAUUGGACUCGCUUUGCAUAAACCCACUCCAUGGUUUACAUCAGACUCUCACCCUCCUCAGCUCCCUCGACCCUUCUUUCACUGUUUACCCCCCUCUCCCUCACCCAUUUCCUUCAUCCCAUCCGCCUCCUACUUCCCCAUCUCCCUCGCAACCCCCAAUUUCCCUCACUGCUACCCCAUCCCAUACUCCCCUCUCUUCCUCGCCCUCUCCCCACCUCCCUGCCCCCUGCGGUGACUCAUUGCUCAGCGCUGAGUUGAUUUUGGAUUCUGUGGUCUGGCUGGACUUUAAUACAACGUAAAGGGCAUUGUCCUCAACUCCGUGCGCAUCGCGUCAAUGACCUUCUGAGGCCGUCCCUUCCCUCUGCUUCUCCGUUCCCCUCCCCUCUCCCCUCCGUCCCUCCCUCCAUCCCUCCUCUUCCCUCUCUCCCUCAUUUCCCCUCCCUCUCGUUCCCUCCCUCCAUCCCUUCCCCUCUCCUCUCCAUACCUCUCUCCCUCCAUCCAUCCCUUCCUUCUAUCCCUCCCUCCCACCCGUCUCCAGCUAUUCUCCUCCAUUUCCCCUCUCCCACUCCCAUACAUCUCCCACCGUAUCUCCUCAAUUCCCUCCGCAUCCCGUGACCACAGCACAUAUUCAUUCAGCCGAGUUCUGAAUGAAGACCGGAAGAGAUGAUCAGUUGAAGUUGUGUACAGAGCACAGGCCGGGACUGGCCGCUCGGAGGGUCUGGCCCGGUCAUCUCUGAGCCGCCGUGACCAACUCUUUCCACAACCCACGGCUGUGGCCAAAUGGAACACGGUUCGGUUGAUUGACGCUGGGUGUUUUCUGAGUCACAGCUCCCACAGCGGUGAGGUGAGAGUCUGGCAUCUCUGUGCCCACAAACGUUCAGCCCACUCGUGUCCCAGCCAAGGGUGUGGCCCGCUGUAGAUGUAUAUUGAAUGAAUGCCAAGGAAGUGCUUUUGCGUCGAUAUUGAACUGAACAGUGCCAUUGUGACUUUUGAAAUUGUAUUGCAUUAUAAAAAAAUGACAUAUACAUGAUUUUCGGAGACCCCAAACGAGGGGGCCUUCAGCGGACUGUGUGUUGUUACAUUACAUGUCUCUCUCCGGUGACUCGGUUCGAAGUCACAACAGUUCCCUCUCCCUCCCUCCCUCCGCCC